Molecule: messenger RNA, 3494 nt
Organism: Bombus impatiens (common eastern bumble bee)
Lineage: Eukaryota; Metazoa; Arthropoda; Insecta; Hymenoptera; Apidae
Gene: papi
Product: tudor and KH domain-containing protein homolog
Exons: 8
Coding region: 316-2142 (608 amino acids)
Biological process (GO): spermatogenesis
Molecular function (GO): RNA binding
Source: RefSeq, a predicted model, not a curated record
UCACUGUUGGUAAUAAUACAGUUUUAAAAAUACGAUUUUCGAUUCGAGUCCAAAAUCCCAUCGAUAGUUACUUAGUGGGUGAAAUAAAUCGAUAGAAACUUAUCCAAAACUACUCUAAUGGUGGAUUUUUUGUGUCAACGUGUUGUGCUUUACUUCGUAAUCCACGCCAUGAUUCUUUCUCAUUUGUAAGGUACGAGGUUAUGAAAUCUUACAUUCAUAGCAACUCUAAAGCACGUUCCAAAUUUAAAUCCAAAUUUAUUUUUGCGGAGAUAAAAAGUACGAAAUAAAUAACGGUUUUAAACAUUCAAGUAUAAAAUGAGGUGGAUGGCCCGUUAUUUUACACCACCAAUUUUACUUGGUUUAUCUUUAACAAGCGUUAGUAUCGCUUUACUAUAUGUAUUGUACAGAAAGGACGAAGAAGAUACUAAAUCCAGAAAAAGUCAAGUUGAGAUUUCAAAACGAUAUACAAUAGAAUGUAGUGUACCCAGACAAUUUGUACCUGCUGUUAUUGGAAGGGGUGGUUCAAUGAUAAAAGAUAUACAAAAUAAAACAGGAACUCUGGUUCAUUUUAAAGAGGAUAAUAUUGAAUGUCCCGAACGUAUUUGCGUCAUAAAAGGAAGCUAUGAAUCUGUAUAUCUAGCUGAAAAUAUGAUAAAGUCCAUAAUUCAUAAUCAGCCUAUAAUUGAAUCAUAUGUAUUGUCUGUUCCUCAAAAAGCAUGUGGGAGAAUAAUAGGAAGAGGUGGUGAUGUUAUACAUCAUAUUCAAACAGUCUCUGGUGCGAAAGUCAUUAUUGAAAGUGCCUUUGUUGCUUCUGAGCCACUUGUUGAAAGAAAAAUUACUAUAAAAGGAACAUCUAAACAAAUUAAUACAGCUUUAGAAUUAAUUCAAGAGAAAAUUUAUGAAGAAGAAGAGGAACGUACAAAGUUACAGGCUUCUUCUGCUGCAAGACUGCCUAGAGGAAAAUUAUCUCCUCGUAACACCAUUAACUCAUCUGAACAGGGUCAAAAUACUGAAUCUUUAACAUUACCAGUAUCUGAUGGUUUCAUAGAAGUAUAUGUAUCCGCAGUGGAAACUCCCAGUCAGUUUUGGGUUCAAAUUGUCGGUCCUGGAAUUACUGCACUAGAUAAAUUAGUGUCUGACAUGAAUACUUACUACAGUAAUAAAGAAAAUUAUGAAAUGCAUAAGUUGAAAAGUAUAAAAGUUGGCCAAUUGGUAGCAGCAAAAUUCGGUUUUAAUAAGCAAUGGUACAGAGCUGAAGUUAUUUCCCUACCUUCAAAUGAUCAAUGUGAAGUCUUCUACUUGGAUUAUGGAGAUCAUGAAAUAAUCCACCACAAUUGCGUAUUGGAACUUCGAACCGAUUUUCUCAGCUUAAGAUUGCAAGCGAUCGAGUGUUCACUUGCCAAUGUUAAACCACCGGGAGCUGAAUGGUCCAAUGACGAGUGUGACUUUUUCGCGGAGAUCACGUUUUUAGCCGAGUGGAAAGUUCUUUAUGCCAAAGUUAAAGGUUUCAAAGAGAGAACCUUCGGCUAUGGAAGAUCUCGUCGCGAAGGUUCACCGAUUCCUUCCGUCGAGCUUUACAAUAAACACGAGAACGAGGAAAUUAACAUCGGCUGCGAGAUGAUAAAGGAAGGUUACGCCGAGCUAGAAGAAACCGCACCAUCGACCGCUUCCUCGACGUUGUCGCUAUUCUCACGCCACUACGACAUCGGGGGUGUUUCGACUCCUCCGCUGACGAAGCGAGCUUUCAGUCCUGAAACGUCGGCAAACAAUUCACGUAAUUUGGAUUCGGCCAUCGACUCGCCAAGUACAUCGACCAUGGAUGGGAUGCCUACCGAUGUAUCUGACGUAUUGUCAUCUGAAGUUAAAGAAGUUCACCUAUUUACGCCGCAUAAACCACACGAUUGGACCGAGGAAGUGGAUCUGAUGGCAUCGAAGAAGGAGAUGAAUCGCUUCAUCGGAAACGAGAAGAAAGUUCAAGAGGACGACGACUGUAGUGUUCGCCCUCCAAACGGCACCUACAUCCCGUUGGAGUCUACCCAAAAACGGGAACGUCCAUGGCAAGUCUCGAAAUUCUCGCGAGUCGCUCCGGCUGGUUUCGAGAGUGAUAUGUCGGACGACUCGGACGUGAUGGAGCUGGGGUAAAUCGAAAGAACCAGCCGUACAUUUCUUCCUUUUUUCUAUCGAGAUAUGCUUCCGUUUAUUUCAUGUGUUGUAGAAGUCUUGUAGAUGUUAGAAAUGCGGCGGUUUGAACAAUCGCAACGAAUCCUCGAUAGAAAAAAGAAAAUAAGAAUAGAGUAGAAUACGUAGCAGUGAUUUAAACUUUACCCGUGCCCGUGCGCUUUCUUUCUUUUUCAAAUUUCAUUCUCUUGGCAAUGCCUUUCAUAUGCUAUGAAUUUCGGCAAGAUAUGCUUUUUAUCUUGUUGCGAUAUAUUUUUCUAAUACCUCGGCGAUUUUAAUAGAGAAUAUCAUUGAAGUGAGUUAUCAAGUAGAAUAUAAAACGGUGUUUUAUAUGUAUGUAUUCAGUGCGAUUGAAUCGAGUCGAAAACGAAACCUGGAAAACGCUUUUAAAGUAGUUAGAGCGCCGGGCUUUUCUCAAAAUGUAAUUAUAGAUUUUGUUGUUAGCCUUAACUUUUCCUUUUCCUUCUUUUUCUAAUUUCUUUUUUAUUCCCUAAUUUUUCUAGUUUCAAAAAUUUGUAAAUUUACUUGUUCAGUUAUUUACUCACUUGUUCAUUUACUUGUUUAUUUAUAUACUUGCUUGUCUGCUUACUUACUUUAAAGUAUCUUUUCCGCCAAGCUGAUCAUUUGUAAAUGAUUGAAAGUACAAAGGGUCGUUUAUUAGGUUAUUUAAUUUGCAAAUGAUUCUCUCUCUCUAUUUUAAUGGAAGCAUUUUAAAUUUAUUUUAUUUGUCACGCGUGACAUUUGUGACUGGAUAAUUUUUUCUAUAUUUUAUGUUGCUAGACGCUGUUACGCGUUAAUUAGUAUCAUGUAAUCAAAAGUAGAAUUUCUAUACUUCCAUAUAUUUUAGAGAGGAAGGUACACGAUAGAAGAAGAAUCGUAAGGGCCUGAAAACGAUAGAAAUUAGACACAUUUUAGAGAUAAUUGUUACUCUCAUCGCAAGAUAAACUUGAAGAAAACUGUUCCUUACUCUUCUUCCGAGUAGUCAGUUGUGCUUGGCCGUUCUCUUCAGAUUGUGCAUUGUUUCCUUCGGGAUACGUACGCUGUUUGAAGUAUGCUCAAGAUUAACAAACCGCGUGCCUUAAACUUCUGCUUCAUACUUAAUUACCACCAUUGAAAUAUGAACAUAGCAUGCAACAUAUAGUUGCAACAGUUGCAAGUAUUAGGUGUAUAAAGAUCGAAGAAAACUACAUAGGUCGUUCUAUUUUUGUAAUAUGACUAACUAAUUAAUUAAGUUCGUUUUUGUAGAUUGGUGGGAAAUAAAUGGAUUAAUGCGUAAGCCGAAACGAUCGUCGGUAUUAGGAUUUUUGUUUCUUCUU